Messenger RNA from Oikopleura dioica, 1848 nucleotides. NCBI's taxonomy places the organism in Eukaryota, Metazoa, Chordata, Appendicularia, Copelata, Oikopleuridae. The record is from the annotation of a GenBank genome assembly.
AUGAAUCGAAUCGGACGAAAAAACGGUCCCUUCGCGAAUCUGCUCUCCGUCCGCCAAAACAGUCGAAAAGUCCCUGAGCACUUGAGAAGAGCAAAGAACAGCGGGGAAGAGGGGAUUUCCGUCACGCAGCUUUCUUCGAAAGAUUACUCGAAGUUCGCGCGCUGGGACUGGAUUCUACGCUUUGGAACGAUAGAAUUGCCUGACAACGUCAAAAUCGAGCUUUUAGCUCUCCUCCGAGAUCGCGAAGAAGAACCAGUCUGGUGGGAACUGCUCCGGAACGAGCGUUCUCUCGAAUUCGUCUUGGCUGAGAUUCGAAAACACCCGAAAAUCCUCCUUCAGCUUUCGCGCUUGUCCAACAGCAACAUUCUCAUCAAUUUGAUCAAAAACGGGCACUUCGAGAAGACAGAAGUGCUUCAAGAACUGAUCGCGCUUGGAGCAGACGUGAACGCCUCUGAAAAAGGAAAAAGCGUGCUCGAAUACAUCAUCGACACUGGCGACGCGAAGCUCAUCGUUCAGGCCAUCCGGGCAGGAGCAAAUGUAAACGUCAGACUUCCCUUUCACAUAAAACGCGCCGUCGUCGAAACUGCCUAUUCCAAGUUUACCAGAUCUCGAUAUUCGCACGGUGACAAAUUUAACGCCUUCAACGUGACCACCUUCGACAGCGAGAAAAAGGAAUUCGCCCUGGAACAAGUGGACAAUUUCGCCACAGCCUUUGACCUGGACCACGAAGCCGAGGAAAAGCGCCAGCUCGUCGAGGACCCAACGAUCUUCUGCCGCCUUUGUUUGGCAGACGACAUCGCCUUGGUCGAAGAAAUCAUCGAUUUUGCGAGCAGCGAGAGUUUGGAGAAGGCGUUUACGCUUGUUCUGGCGCGGGGGCAAAUUCAAAUGGCAAAAGUGAUUUUGAAAGGGUUCAAAAAGUCGUUUCAAAAAGAUGGAGAAGAGAGGGUCUUGGAGAAUAUGCUUUACCGAGCGCUAUUGGAAGGGAAGAGCGACGCUUAUGGAUUGAUUUUGGAAGCGCUGAAUAUCGAACCGGCGGAAAUUGCCGACUUCCACGUGAUAAAACGCGCCAAAAUCGUUCUCAAUCUGCUUGGACGAAAUAAUGCUCUUCAGGAAUUUCAAUUUCAAUUCCGGAAUGCGAGGAGAGAUCAAGGGAGAGAAAAAGAAAAUGAACCGAUCAUUGACGAUUUUAUCAAACAAAUUGGAAACGUCACCCUCCUCGCCGUGGAUGAUACAGAUCCAUCACUAGCUUCCAGAUGUUCUAGAACCGUGUCCGAUCUCAAGCCUGAUCGUAUUCUCCUCCCCCUAAACUCAACCACUAUUGGCUACUUAUUCCACUCGAUCGAAGGCCUCGCGCAGCAAUCAAAGAGCCGCUUUGACGAGAUUUCAAAGAAAUCCGCUCUAGAACGGACGCCAGAAGAGGAAAUGCAACGCACCUUCGACUACCGAGUCAUCCAAAGCGAACUCUGGCCCUUUCGCGAAGCCGUGGCGACUGUGGAAGCGGCCGCGAAACUGGAAGGAAAAAUGUCGGAACUGGUGAUGGCGGAGCCGGAGACAGAGGACGUUUAUAAAAAAGUUGGUGUUUGUAAAGAUCGACAUAAAUUUGAAGUUUAUACUCGCGAAAGAUUAAGUGACUUUGAUUCGUAUUCAAAGACCUGCUCGAAGGAAUUCCGUGAGAAGCUGAAAAAUACGCGCGAAUCAUAUUUUCCGGAAGCUAACGAAGCAUACUACGGGACCAAGAAAGACUUUCUCGUUUCCACAAUCCGGGAGCACUGUAAAGACAGGCGGAAAAGCUGCCUCUGUCUAGUAGACAUUGAGCUCUUUGAUAGUGUUCUUGAUGCCCUGCUGUAA